Messenger RNA from Tetranychus urticae (two-spotted spider mite), 1022 nucleotides. RefSeq names its product rab-like protein 3. The record is from RefSeq and is a predicted model, not a curated record. Lineage: Eukaryota; Metazoa; Arthropoda; Arachnida; Trombidiformes; Tetranychidae.
GGAGGCUUCGUUGAUUUGUUAUUUUUUAGUUGUUCAAGUGUACAUUAGUGUUUAGCUUUUGGGAAAACAUCCAAUGUCCAUUCGUGAUAAGUUUCGUGAUCAAAUACAUGAUCGCAUUAAAGUUCUGGUUCUUGGAGACUCUGGUGUUGGUAAAUCAUGUUUAAUCAACUUGAUUUGCAAGACCAACAUGUGGUCAAAGCCCAGCUGGACAAUUGGUUGUUCAAUUGAAAUUUUACUUCAUCAAUUUAAUGAAGGAACGCCAAAUCAUCGAAGUUGUCUGAUUGAAUUAUGGGAUAUUGGCGGUUACAAGACUCAUUCCUCUGCUCGUAGUUUAUUUUAUCAAUCUUAUCAUGGAAUCAUCUUGGUUCAUGACCUAACUAACCGUAAAUCAUAUCUUAAUCUCCGUAAAUGGCUUGGAGAGGUACUCUGUACUUCGGAAACCAACGGAACCGUCUCGAAUCCAGUUCCAUCAUCGCCCACAUCUUCGGCAUUCGUGGCUUCAUCAUCAUCAUCAUUUUCUUCAACAUCAUUUGGUGGAACAUCUGCUACAAAUUAUCGUGAUCAUUCAAAUAUGUCUGGAACAUUCUCACCUACAUCAUCACCUCUUCUUUCCAAUAAUUCAUCAUCUAUUCUUUCUUCACCUGACGAAUUUGAUAUUGAAUUAUUUGCUGGUAGAAAUAUUCCAGUUCUUAUUGUAGGAACUAAAAAGGAUCUUCUUGGUUCUGAUAUACACCGACCACCUCGUCCAUCAACCCUAACGGAAGAGUGUGGUGCUUACGAAAUUGAAAUAAACUGCCUUGAUAAUAGAGCUUUUGCUCCUGGUUUAACAAAUUGUGCUGAAAUGACUCGAUUUUUUGAUAAAGUCAUCGAAAGGAAAUACACUCUAUCUGAUCGCCUUAAAUCAAAUAGUUUAUUAUUCAACAGCAAAAGAUCUUACCUUGAUUGAAGCUGAUUAUUUGAUAUUAUUGUUACCUAAACCUUUCAUUUCCAAAAAAACUAUGUGAUUAUGUUAUUUAUCAUUA